AUGAUUCGCUUCAUUUUAAUCCAAAAUCGUGCUGGCAAAACUAGAUUGGCGAAAUGGUACAUGAACUUUGAUGAUGACGAGAAGCAGAAGCUCAUUGAAGAGGUACACGCUGUAGUUACUGUAAGAGAUGCGAAGCAUACCAAUUUCGUUGAGUUUAGAAACUUCAAAAUAGUGUACAGGAGGUAUGCCGGUCUAUACUUUUGCAUAUGCGUGGACGUAAAUGAUAACAACUUGUGCUAUUUAGAAGCCAUACACAAUUUUGUUGAAGUACUAAAUGAGUACUUUCAUAAUGUGUGUGAACUGGACCUUGUCUUUAACUUCUAUAAGGUGUACACAGUGGUGGAUGAAAUGUUCCUCGCAGGUGAGAUCCGAGAGACAUCACAAACUAAAGUAUUGAAGCAAUUGCUUAUGCUCAACUCCUUAGAAUAG
Messenger RNA from Arctia plantaginis, 429 nucleotides. The record is from the annotation of a GenBank genome assembly. Lineage: Eukaryota; Metazoa; Arthropoda; Insecta; Lepidoptera; Erebidae.